AUGUACAGGGUAUUGGUUACAGUCCCUGUAGCAGUGAACAUUAAAGAACGACUCGAGAAUAGAUGUGUUCAAUACGACACUAUUCCUACGUCAAUAUUACACCGUUUCGUUGUGUUUGUGGCUGUUGUGGUGAGUGCUGAUAGCUCCAACAAGGGGGUGCUCUCCAAAGACUAUGGUGUGAGGUUAUGUGGAAGGGAGUUCAUCCGAGCCGUCAUCUUUACGUGUGGCGGGUCCCGCUGGAAGAGGGUCUUGGACCUUGAUCUGCUUCUAAACAGAAACAGGGAGACGCAUGAUGACCAGAAGCGAUCUGAUGUUGAGUCCCGUGACAGGCCGGCAGCUGGUUCGAGCGGUGAGCCGGAGGUGGAUCUGUCUUCAGCGGGUCUUGAUCUGGACUCUUACAUCUCCAAGCUCCACUUCGAGAGGAGGAAGAGGACGUUCGCUCACGGCCUGGCUGGCAUCUGCUGCAAUGAAGGCUGCACCAAAAAUGACAUCGGACGCUUCUGCUGAUUCGUAAUAA
This is a messenger RNA of Engraulis encrasicolus (European anchovy), 517 nucleotides long. RefSeq names its product relaxin 1 (gene rln1). The record is from RefSeq and is a predicted model, not a curated record. NCBI's taxonomy places the organism in Eukaryota, Metazoa, Chordata, Actinopteri, Clupeiformes, Engraulidae. The coding region runs from base 1 to 507 and encodes 168 amino acids. Gene Ontology annotation, molecular function: G protein-coupled receptor binding; hormone activity. Gene Ontology annotation, cellular component: extracellular region. The transcript is spliced from 4 exons.